UCUGACAAAAAUCUAUAACGUCCAUUGGAACAUUUGUCAUUUAUUUGAAGAUGUCUUACAUUCAAAAAGUCGGAAAUAAUUAAUUUUAUAGACGCAACUGGUUAGUUUUAUACAUUUGGGACAAUAUGGGUUGCGUCUUCACCAGAAACGAGGAUGAAGAGGCAAGCUACGACAUGGCUCCGAUCCGCCACCUUCCCGUUAUAUUCGUCAACGGGGUACCUGGAGCUGGCAACCAGACUGUCGCGCAGACCAUAUCCAACAUCACCGGGUACACGAUGAUCAGGCCGGGUGACCUGGUGCGGGCUGAGGCGACGAAGGACACGACUAGAGGCCGCCUCAUUGCCGAUAAACUGUCGGCACAAGAAGAAUUACCUGAGCAAUUAACGGUAGAUCUUAUCAAAGAGACGAUGCUGGCGCACCAGGACGCGACCGGCUUUAUCCUGGUCGGGUUCCCGAAGAACCCCAGGAUGUCAAACAUUUUCAACCGCCAGGUCAAGUGGCCAGAAAAGAUUGUCGCUUUGGAAGUGGAUAAUGAGGUAGCAGCCACGAGGUUGCAGAACAAGCUGUCCGAGCUGGGAAGGCCAGAAUCUGAGAUCAACGCGGCGAGAGACAUCAUCAGAGAGGCCGCGCACAAAGUCAAGAAUGUCCACAAGCGGUUUGGCGGUCAUGUUGUGACGGUUAGUCUGGACAGUUCAGGGAACCCCAAGGCGCUAGCGUCAACUCUCAAAGAAAUUCUCUCGGACACGAUCGAGAAAUCCAACAAGAUGGCUGAAAAGAAGCCCCCCACCGCCAUCUCUGCCCCGAACAUGAAUGUGAAGCCCCUCCCAGCCCCGACAGAGUGCCCCGUGUGCCCCGUGGCGGUGGCUCCGAGCUCUGGCGCCCCCACAGCGGACUCCGGGGGCGAAGUCGUUUAAAAGUGAUUUUUUAGUGUAAUUUGUUAAUUUAUUUUGCUACAAUAAUGUUACUUUUCAAUACAGCAGUUUUAUUUUUA
Molecule: messenger RNA, 991 nt
Organism: Plodia interpunctella (Indianmeal moth)
Lineage: Eukaryota; Metazoa; Arthropoda; Insecta; Lepidoptera; Pyralidae
Product: adenylate kinase isoenzyme 1-like
Exons: 5
Coding region: 126-914 (262 amino acids)
Biological process (GO): nucleobase-containing compound metabolic process
Cellular component (GO): cytoplasm; mitochondrion
Molecular function (GO): ATP binding; AMP kinase activity
Source: RefSeq, a predicted model, not a curated record